AUGGAUACUGGAACAUUGCUUACGGUAAAGCUGAGAAAAUGUACAAAGGAUAUAGAGUUGCGGUUGCAGAUAAUGCAAAGCAUAGUAAUGGGGAUUUUCCAUUAUACCACCCUUAACCCCUCCCCAGCUCUGCACCAAUCAGAAAUGACAACCCACUUUAAGAAGAACGGCAAAAAGAACGGCAAAAAGCGUGACCAUGCGAGCGCUGGUCACAGCUAUAUCGACAAGCAUCGCAAGCACUUGAGAGGUCGAGGAAACGCUAGAGGCAUGCACCACUACAGGAUUCUUUUCGACAAGUACCACCCUGGGUACUUUGGAAAAGUUGAAAUGAAAAGAAAUAAACAAGAUAGUUUGUGA
This is a messenger RNA of Durio zibethinus, 357 nucleotides long. The record is from RefSeq and is a predicted model, not a curated record. Lineage: Eukaryota; Viridiplantae; Streptophyta; Magnoliopsida; Malvales; Malvaceae.